UUUGUAUUGCGGGGCGGAUCCUGUCUGCGGUUGCCCUCAUUUCCGAAUUUGCAGUCAAGGUACAAGAUGGCGUCGGGCAAUGCUACCGUGAAGGCCGUCCUUAGCGGCGACACCGUCGUCCUCAUGGGCAACGCCACCAACGGCCCUCCGCCGGAGCUCAUGCUCACGCUGGCCUCGCUCCAGGCGCCCAAGCUCGCCCGCACGGCCGAGCAGCACGACGAGCCGUACGCGUUCGCCUCGCGUGAGUACCUGCGCAACCUCCUCAUUGGCAAGGUCGUGCGCUUCAAGGUCGAGUACAAGGUCUCGGUCAUUAACCGCGACUUUGGCUCGAUCUACCUCGACGGCGAAAACGUGUGCGUCCUCGUUGCCAAGGCUGGCUUUGCCAAGGUCAAGACGCUCGAGCAAAGCCGCGAUGGGUGCUCGCCCGACUUGGAAGAGAUGCUGCGCGUUGAACAGCUCGCGAUGACGGAGAAGAAGGGCAUGUACGCCGAAGACAACAAUGCGACGCGCCACGUGACGUGGGGCGGCGCGACCGGCGAAGAACUCUUGGGUCGCUUCAAGGGCCAGCAGAUCCCCGCGAUCGUCGAAAUGGUCCGCGACGGUGCGGCCAUGCGUGUCAUUCUCUUGUCGACGAUGCAGAUCAUCAACUUUGCGCUCUCGGGCGUCCAGUGCCCGCGCAUCAACCCGCCGGUUGGCGCCGAAGCCACGGGCCCCGCGCCGUUUGCGCGCGAAGCCAAGCUCUUUACCGAGAUGCGCUUGCUGCACCGCAAGGUCAACGUCAAGCUCGAGGGCGUCGACAAGUUUGGUAACUGCUUUGGCAGCGUCGUGCACCCGUCGGGCCACAACAUUAGCGUCGAGCUCCUCAAGAACGGUCUCGGCAAGAUGAGCGACUGGAGCUCCGAGUUUCUCAGCGUCGCGACGCGUACCGAGAUGCGCAACGCCGAGAAGACGGCCAAGCUUCUCAAGCUGCGCGUGUGGGUCGACUACGUCCCGCCGGUGCUCACGGCGACCGACACGUCGCUGACGGCGAUCGUCGUCGAGGUCGUGAGCGGCGACUGCAUCGUCGUCGCGCACAAGAACAAGAACUUUGAGGAGCAGCGCAUCUACCUCUCGUCGCUGCGUGCCCCCCGCAUGGGCAACGCGCGCCGCAACGAACCGAACGCGCCGUACGCGGUCGACUCGAAGGAAGGCCUUCGCGCCAAGUGCAUUGGCAAAUCCGUCUCGAUUGAGAUCGAGUACGAGCGCAACAACCCGAACUUGGCCGACAACAACGUCAUGACGUUCGCCAGCGUCUUCCUCGAAGCGACGCCCGCCAAGAAGAAGGGGGCCGAGCCCAAGCCCCGCACGAACCUCGGCGAGUCGCUCAUUUUCGACGGCCUCGCCGAAGCCGUGCGUCACCGCCAAGGCGAGGAAAAGUCGGCCCACUACGACCUUCUUGUCGCGGCCGAGGCGACGGCCAAGGCUGCGAAACGCGGCCUCCACUCGGGCAAGCCGUCGCCCGAAGCGCGCAUCACGGACCUCUGCUUUGACGCGCACAAGGCCAAGCAGUACCUCCCGUUCCUCCAGCGCGAAAAGACAAUGCGUGCGGUCGUCGAAGCUGUUUACGCUGGCAACCGCUUCAAGGUCUACGUCCCCAAGGAGAACUGCACCGUCAACUUUAUCGUCGCCGGCAUCAAGUGCCCGCAGCCGGCCAAGCCGACCAAGGACGCCGAGCCGUACGGCGAGGACGCGCGCCGCCUCGCGCGCCGGAGCGUCAUGCAGCGCAACGUGCUCAUCGAAGUCGAGGACAUGGACCGCAUGGGCAACGCGUUUGGCCCGAUGUUUGUCGGCACGAAGGACACGAAGAACGACUUUGGCGUCGCGCUGCUCUCGAGCGGCUAUGCGCGCAUUGACGACUUUUCGAUUGACCGGACCGCGUCGAGCGCCGACCUCCAGAAGGCCCAAGAGACGGCCAAGGCCGCGCGCUUGCAUCUCUGGAAGAACUUUAUCGAGCAAGAAGAGGCGGUGGCCAAGACAGCGGUGCGCCGGACGGCCGACGAGGUCCUCCCGGUCGUGCGGCUCUCGGAGAUUACGAACGCGACGACGUUCUUUCUCCAAAACAUUGGCGACCGGACGCUCGCGACGCUCGAGCAAAAGAUGAAGAUGUUUACGGACGCGGUCGGCCUCGACGGCAAGACGUUUGAGAUGAAGAAGGGCGUGCUCUGCGCCGCCCUCUUUGACGACGGCAACGGCCCCAUGUGGAACCGCGCGCGCAUCGAGGCGCUCACGGUGCGCGGCGUCCAGGUCCGCUUUGUCGACCACGGCAACACGGAGUUUGUGCCGACGACGCGCCUUCGCCCGCUCGACCCAGCGCUCUCGCAGUACCCGCCGCAGGCCAAGGAGUGCGUGCUCGGCUUUCUCAAGCCGUUUGGCGAUGGCGCCGAGUACGCCGAGGACGCGGCCCAUGUGUUUAACGACACGGCGUGGGGCAAGACGCUGACGGCGAUUCUGCACGGCUAUGACGGCAACGGCCGGCAGAUGGUGACGCUCCAGCUCCAGGACAAGAGCGUGGCCGAGAUCCUUCUGGAGCAAGGCAUUGCCAAGGUCGACCGCGCUGCCAUCAAGCGCGCCGAGCCGUACCAAAAGGCCAUUGUCGACAAGCUGCUGGCGGCCCUUGACCACGCCAAGCGCCGCCGUCUCUGCCUCUGGCACUACGGUGACGCCGAGUCGGACUUGGACGACUAAGUGUUAUAGUAUAUAGUUGUGCUAUUAACGAGAUACAAGUAGACUAGUCCCCUAAUCGUUCUCACGUCUUUCAUAGUUGUAGCUUGGUUGAGGAAUGUGAAAUAGAGCAUUUGGAGAUUCC
This is a messenger RNA of Saprolegnia diclina VS20, 2845 nucleotides long. RefSeq lists its product as hypothetical. Gene Ontology annotation, molecular function: RNA binding; nuclease activity. Gene Ontology annotation, cellular component: nucleus; RISC complex; cytosol. The transcript is spliced from 3 exons. The record is from RefSeq and is a predicted model, not a curated record. The coding region runs from base 67 to 2724 and encodes 885 amino acids. Gene Ontology annotation, biological process: mRNA catabolic process; regulatory ncRNA-mediated gene silencing. Lineage: Eukaryota; Oomycota; Saprolegniomycetes; Saprolegniales; Saprolegniaceae.